CCGACUUUGUCUCACUGCCACGGACGUCGUCCUCUGCUCUGCUUCUCCGAAGUCUCUUCGUCCACGUACCUGUCGUCCAUCAUGAGCUCAUCCAACUUCGACUUAGCCCCAAAAGGCCUCAAGGAGCUGUUCCUCAAGCACGCCGGCAAAAGCGGCAAAAAGGACAGCAUGAACAAGGGAGAGCUGAAGGCCUUGCUGCAUGAGCUGUUCCCGGGACUGCUUGAGAAUGCCAAAGACCCGGAAGCAUUGGACAAGCUGAUGAAGGCGCUGGACCACAACAACGACUGCGAGGUGGACUUCAACGAGUUCGUGGUCCUGAUCACGGCUGUGGUCAAUGCCUCCGGGAGACGCUGAGAAGGGGGAGAACAUGUCGUUGCUGAAAAGUCCAUCAAGGCAUCAUUCUUUUUUUUAUGUUAAAAUAGUUUGAAUACAAUGUUUGGCAAUUGUCUUUGCCGUUUUUUUUUUUUCUUUUUCUGGAAAGCCUUAUAUCCUACAAAUUAAAAGUUACUCAAAAUAUUGCAUUUUAGGUUGGGACCACACACACACACACACGCACGCACACGCACGCACACACGCACACGCACACACAUGCACACACACUCACACACGCACGCACGCACAUGCACAUAAAUAAAUAAAAGGUCAAUUAACUUAAGAUAUUCUGUCCUU
Messenger RNA from Gadus chalcogrammus (walleye pollock), 669 nucleotides. RefSeq names its product protein S100-P-like. NCBI's taxonomy places the organism in Eukaryota, Metazoa, Chordata, Actinopteri, Gadiformes, Gadidae. The coding region runs from base 82 to 354 and encodes 90 amino acids. The record is from RefSeq and is a predicted model, not a curated record. Gene Ontology annotation, cellular component: extracellular exosome; cytoplasm. Gene Ontology annotation, molecular function: calcium ion binding; transition metal ion binding. The transcript has 2 exons. Gene Ontology annotation, biological process: endothelial cell migration.